This is a messenger RNA of Thamnophis sirtalis, 1016 nucleotides long. NCBI's taxonomy places the organism in Eukaryota, Metazoa, Chordata, Lepidosauria, Squamata, Natricidae. The record is from RefSeq and is a predicted model, not a curated record.
AAGUAACCACAGUAACAGUAGCCAAUGUGGGUGCCUCAGCAGACAAUGUAUUCACUACAUCUGUGGCAAAUGCAGCAUCAAUCUCAGGACAUGUAUUGUCUGGAAGAACAGCUCUUCAGAUUGGGGAUAGCUUAAAUGCUGAAAAAGCCACUCUGAUUGUGGUUCAUACAGAUGGCACCAUUGUGGAGAGUGCAGGUCUGAAGGGGCCAUCUGCGCCUCUUACUACAGGAUCUCAGUCCCCCUCUACUCAGUUAACAUCUGGUCAAGAAAAAGGUGGAACAAAAUAUAACUGGGACCCGUCAGUGUAUGAUAAUGAACUGCCUGUGCGAUGUCGAAAUAUCAGUGGGAUAUUGUACAAAAAUCGACUUGGUUCAGGUGGUCGAGGUCGUUGUAUUAAGCAAGGGGACAACUGGUACAGCCCCACUGAAUUCGAAGCUAUGGCUGGAAGAGCCAGUAGCAAAGACUGGAAAAGAAGUAUUCGUUAUGCUGGGAGGCCAAUACAGUGCCUUAUUCAUGAUGGAAUAAUAAAUCCCCAUGCGGCCUCAUGCACUUGCGCUGCGUGUUGUGAUGACAUGAGUCUGAGUGGUCCCAUAAGACUGUUUGUCCCCUAUAAAAGAAGGAAAAAAGAGAAUGAAUUGCCUACAACACCAGUGAAGAAGGAUUCACCCAAAAACAUCACCUUGCUUCCUGGAACUGCUGCCACCACGUUCACGGUGACUCCUUCAGGACAGAUUACAACUUCUGGCACUUUGACCUUUGAUCGUACAGCAGCUGUGGAGGCCACGGCUAUUAUCUCAGAAAGUCCAUCCCAAGGUGAUGUUUUCACUGGUACCACUGUGCAAGAUACAAACCUUCAGCAACAACCUUGUCAGGUCAAUCAUCCAGAGCCUCACUAUCCAACUUAUCAAGACAGUUGUCAGAUCUCCGCAUUCCCCGAAGCAGCGUUGCCAACUUCUCAUCCCAAAAUUGGCCAGAGGAUUGCUGAUUUGGAGAUUGGAACCAUUGUAAUCUGGUAG